Molecule: messenger RNA, 1973 nt
Organism: Cyprinodon tularosa
Lineage: Eukaryota; Metazoa; Chordata; Actinopteri; Cyprinodontiformes; Cyprinodontidae
Gene: c9
Product: complement component 9
Exons: 11
Coding region: 59-1840 (593 amino acids)
Biological process (GO): immune response
Cellular component (GO): membrane attack complex
Molecular function (GO): protein binding
Source: RefSeq, a predicted model, not a curated record
AUAAUGAUUAACAGGAAGACAGUUUAAAGAGGUCCGUGUUUCUCUUUGGUGUUUUCAAAUGUUCACAAUGAUAACUGCCAGGCAGCUCCUGCUGAGCCUCAGCACCCUGUGUCUAACUCUGACACUUUUUGAUGGAGGAUUGGCAGAAGUGCUUCCUGAACCUCCUGCUGUGAACUGCAAGUGGAGCCUGUGGUCAGAAUGGAGUUCUUGUGAUCCUUGCACUAAAACCAGAAGGCGUUCACGAGACAUAGAGGUGUUUGGCCAGUUUGGUGGGGACCCCUGCAUGGGAUCAAUAGGUGACAGAGAAUUCUGCCAAACCUCAGACCUAUGCGAGCAGCCAACUUCUCUUUGCAGUGUCUCUCAGUUUCAGUGCACUACAGAGCUGAAUACAUGCCUCAGUAAAAGAUUGGAAUGCAAUGGAGACUAUGACUGUGAAGAUGGGUCAGAUGAGAAUGACUGCAGUUACGUAUUACGUAAACCCUGUGGAAAUUCUGACUUUGAAACUAACGAGCAAGCCAGGACAGCAGGAUAUGGGGUCAACAUCUUGGGUGCAGAUCCUAGAAUGAACCCCUUCAAUAAUGAUUUCUUUAAUGGGAGAUGUGAUAGAGCGAGGAACCCAAGCACGAGGAAGUACGACCGUCUUCCCUGGAAUGUGAAUGUCCUCAGUUAUGAGACUCUUGCGGAGGAAACCGUUUCCAGAGAAAUAUAUAAGGAUACAUACUCGAUAGUGAAAGAAAUGCUGAAAGAGAUGACCUUUAAAGUUGAUGCUGGGCUUUCGUUCAAAUUUACCCCGACUGAAUCCUCCUUGGCCAAUACCACUGUCACUGGUGAGGCUGGGGCUGAAUUCUCCAAGAAAAAUGUUAUUAAGGAUGUCACAGAGUACUCUACCAUCAAGAACAAGAGCUUUAUGAGGGUGAAAGGUAGAGUACAGCUGAGCACCUACAGGAUGCGUUCACGUGAGCCCAUGGUUGCUGAGGAGUUCCUAAUCCAUGUUAGAUCACUACCCGUGGUCUAUGAAAAGGGUAUUUACUUUGCCUUCCUGGAAGACUAUGGAACGCACUACACCAGAACUGGGAAGUCUGGCGGUGAAUACGAAUUGAUCUACGUACUAAACCAGGACACCAUCAAAGCAAAAAAUAUAACAGCAAGAAGCCUCCAAAAAUGUGUUAAGGUUGGGGUUUCUGGAGACUUUGCUCUUCCAUCUGGAGGAGAUGUAAAAGGACAUGUUCGGCCCGAGAACUGUGAAACUACACCAAAAACAGACACAGCUAGUUACGAAGGAGAGGCAUUGGUGGAUAAGGUGAUGACUUCAGUCAAAGGAGGAACUCUUGAAACUGCUGUUACUAUGAGGGCUCAACUGAAUAAGGAGGGAGUCAUGAAUCUAGAUACGUACAGAAGCUGGGCCAGGUCCAUUGCAGAUUCUCCUGCGCUGAUUAACAGUGAGCCAGAGCCUAUCUACAUGUUAAUUCCAGUGGACACACCAGACGCAAACAGCCGGAUCACAAACCUUAAGAGGGCUAUAGAAGACUAUGUUGCUGAGUACAACAUAUGCAAGUGCAAGCCAUGCAAAAAUGGGGGAACUCUUGCUUUAAUAGAUGGAAAGUGCAUUUGUAUGUGUUCUGGAGAGUUUGAAGGUCUUGCGUGCCAGAACUUCAAGGCAGAUAAGGCUCAACACCAAGGUUCAAGGCCUGUUGUUCAUCAGGAGGGUAACUGGGCCUGCUGGUCGCCCUGGUCCUCAUGCAGAGGCGGGAGACGCAGCAGGACACGCAACUGCAAAACUGACGGACUCGGUGCAUCUGUUACAUGCAGAGGAGAGGCUACGAGUGACGAAUACUGCUGAAAAAGCAUGACUUCUGUCCCGCUGUAAUUGUCUGUUCAAGACCUAUGUAAACAAAUAAAAUAAUCUCAGCGUAAAUUCAAACCAUAAAAGUACCUUGGUGGGUUUGUUUGGUUUGGACCAAAGGCAGACCUUA